AUGAAGUACGCUCUUACUUGGGCAGCCGUAUCUGCCUCUUUUGCUUGGGCCGCAAAGGUCGACAUCUCUCAGAUCUCCCGCGGGCCCGCUACCAAUGUUGUACCGAACAGAUAUGUGGUCGAGAUUGACCCUGCUGUUGUCGGAAUCAGCUCCAUCACUGGAAAACGCUCCGUGACUCCCCCUGCCGGUCUCUACGAAGCCAUGCACAAACGCGACAUUACCUGGCAGACGACACAGGAAUACGAAGGAGAUCUCUGGAAUGGUGCUGCCGUACAACUUAGCAGCGACGAAGAUCUCAUCAAACUCUCCGAAAUCAAUGGCGUUGUGUCUAUUCACCCCAUUAUGCUUCACCCCGCACCCAAGCCCGUCUACCAACAUGUCCUGAGUGGCCCCGACGACACCAACAUUCCGGCCGAUACUCAAUCCACCCAUAAAAUGUGCGGUGUUGACAAGCUACACGCCGAAGGAAAAUUCGGAGCUGGUGUCAAGAUCGGCAUCAUCGACUCUGGCUUUGACUACAAGCACCCUUCACUCGGCGGAUGCUUUGGCCCUGGCUGCAAAUUUGCCUCGGGGUACGACUUUGUUGGUGAUGCUUAUUCGGGAACCAACACCCCUGUACCCGAUAACGAUCCUAUGGAUUGCGGUGGGCAUGGUACUCACGUCGCAGGUAUCAUUGGUGCCAACCCCGGAAACCAGUACAACAUUAGUGGUGUAGCGUACAAGUCCGAGCUCGCAGGUUACCGUGUCUUUGGAUGCGAAGGUAGCGUUUCCGAUGACAUUCUCAUCGCCGCUAUUCAGCGCGCUUACAACGAAGGCUGCGACGUGAUUACCAUGUCUAUCGGUGGCCCCGCUGGAUGGACCUCCUCUCCCAGCGCCGUCGUUUCCUCUCGUGCCGCCAAGAACGGACGCAUCGUCACCAUUGCUGCUGGUAAUGAGGGUGAUGCGGGUAUGUGGUACGCCUCCGGUCCUGCGUCUGGCAUCGAUGUGAUCGCUGUUGGCUCGGUCGACAACUCCGUGAUCCCCGUGCAGUAUGCCAAGGUCUCUGGCCAUGCUGAUAUCGCCUAUUUCUCGCUGGCACCUCUCAAAUUUACCGAGUCUCUCCCAGUCUAUGCGCUUAGCAAGACGAUGGUGCCGAAUGAUGCCUGUGAUCCACUACCGGAUGACACACCUGACCUCUCCCCCUAUGUUGUCCUCAUCCGCCGUGGAGCUUGCCCAUUCCUCGACAAGCUCAAGAACGUAGCCGCCAAAGGUGCCCGUGUCGGUCUCAUCUACAACAACGGUGGCAGUCCCAACAGCUUUACACCUGAUGGUAUCCCCGGUGCAUUGAUUGGUACCGAAGAUGGUGCAUACCUCUUGAACCAGUUCCUUGCAGGUACUCCCCCCACCAUCUCGUUCCCUCAAGACGGCCCCGCUGGUCAAGUUGACAACCCCACUGCCGGACUCAUGUCCACCUUCUCCACCUACGGACCAACCUUUGAUUCCUACAUGAAGCCCUCACUCGCAGCUCCCGGUGGUGGCAUCGUCUCGACUUACCCACAAGCUCUCGGCUCGUUCGCUAUCGAAUCUGGUACAUCCAUGGCUACUCCCUUCGUCGCAGGUGUAGCUGCACUUCUUCUUGAAGCUAAGGGAAAGAGCAAAGAUGUAGCUCGUGCCGCUCGUGAUUUCAUGCAGACCACAGCGGGCGCAAUCCCCCAGAGCCGCAACGACUCGGCACUCCUCCAAACGGCAGCAGUCCAGGGUGCUGGUUUGGUCAACGCCUACAACAUGGUACACUACCAGACGGUUGUUUCGCCAGGUCAGCUCUUGCUCAAUGACACGGCCAACUUCAAGGGCAAGCAUACGAUCAAGGUUAAGAAUGGCAGCAACAAGAAGCAGACAUAUACACUCACCCACAAGCCUGCGGGUACUGCUCAGUCUCUUCAACCUGGAUCGAUUCAGCAGAACGUCUUCCCCGUUCCGUUGACUGCGGAUGUGGCCAGUGUCAAUAUUCCACACACCAUCACCGUUAACGCGGGUCAAACCAAAUCGUUUGACGUCAGGUUUACCGCGCCAAACGUCGAUUCCAAGGCGAUUCCUGUUUACAGUGGGUACAUUGAGAUUGCUGCGCAGAAUGGAGAAGUCUUGGCUGUUACCUACUUGGGAACUGCAUCCAAGCUUAAGGAAGCUACUAUCCUCGAUAACACCGACUACUUCUUUGGUGAAAAGCUCCCCACUACCCUCGACGCUGACGGAAAUGUCACCACUACUGAGCAAACCUACACUUUCGUGGGCAACAACAGCGCUCCAACCAUCCUCUUCCGUCUCGUCAUGGGAACCCGCGCUCUUGUAUUCGAUCUUGUCUCCGAGAACACUACCGUCCCAGGUACCAUUGCUCGUCGCGACCUCGAAUCUGAACAAUUCGAGAAACGCGGAUUCUGGGGCUCAUUAUGGGAUUGGGUCAAAGAAUGGCUCAACGGACGGGGCAACCAAAACGGUGGCACCUACUCACAGAUCCCAGUCGUCGGUGGACUCGCAUCAUACGAGUAUAGCCCACGCCACUCUGAAACCCCCGAGCCAGAUGUAGGAUACAGCACGUUUAUCCUCGCCAACAAUACUUUUGCGAACAACACAAGGAUUCCGAAUGGCCGAUACAAGAUCUUGUUGCGCGCUCUGAAGAUCACAGGUGACUUAACGAAUGAGUCGGAUUAUGAGGCGUGGCUGUCGCCGCCCAUGGUCUUCAACGCUACCAAUGCAUGA
Molecule: messenger RNA, 2736 nt
Organism: Acaulospora colombiana
Lineage: Eukaryota; Fungi; Glomeromycota; Glomeromycetes; Diversisporales; Acaulosporaceae
Source: the annotation of a GenBank genome assembly